AUGUCGUCGUCGAAAUCUCCAUACGAACUAAAAGACUUGAAAAAUAGCUCCACUGAAAUACACGCCACGGAGCAAGAUAAUGAAGUUGAGUAUUUUGAAACUGACUCCAAUGAUCCUUCAUCUUCGCAACCUCCUUUAGGUUACGAGCAGCAUAACACCUCUGCAUUGCGUAGGUUUUUCGAUUCUUUCAAAAAAGCAGACCAAAGUGCGGAGGAAAGAGUAGAGACAGCGCAAAUGAAUGACCUUGCAUCUGCUAUCUCUCCUUCUUCCAGACAACGUCAAGAAUUGGAAAAGAAUGAAAGUUCAGACAAUAUAGGUGCUCGCACAGGUAAUAAGUCAGACUCGCUGAAGAAAACCAUUCAGCCUAGACAUGUUCUGAUGAUUGCGCUAGGUACGGGUAUCGGUACGGGGUUGCUAGUUGGUAACGGUACUGCGCUAGUUCAUGCGGGCCCUGCUGGGCUGCUUAUUGGUUACGGUAUCAUGGGAUCUAUCCUGUACUGUAUUAUUCAGGCGUGUGGUGAAAUGGCCCUAGUGUACAGUAACUUGACAGGAGGUUACAAUGCGUACCCGAGUUUCCUCGUGGAUGAUGGAUUCGGGUUCGCUGUUGCUUGGGUUUACUGUUUGCAAUGGUUGUGUGUGUGUCCUCUGGAAUUGGUGACUGCAUCCAUGACUAUCAAGUACUGGACCACAUCAGUGAAUCCGGAUGUGUUCGUCAUUAUCUUCUAUGUUCUGGUAAUCACUAUUAAUAUUUUCGGUGCUCGUGGUUACGCAGAAGCUGAGUUUUUUUUCAAUUGUUGCAAGAUUUUGAUGAUGACCGGGUUUUUUAUUCUUGGUAUUAUUAUCGAUGUUGGUGGUGCUGGUAAUGAUGGUUUUAUUGGUGGUAAAUACUGGCACGAUCCGGGCGCCUUUAACGGUAAACACUCCAUUGACAGAUUUAAAGGGGUUGUUGCAACGUUAGUGACCGCUGCCUUCGCCUUUGGUGGUUCGGAGUUUAUUGCUAUUACCACUGCAGAGCAAGCUAACCCAAGAAAGGCCGUCCCAGGUGCAGCCAAGCAAAUGAUUUACAGAAUCCUGUUCCUAUUUCUGGCUACCAUCAUUCUGCUAGGUUUCUUGGUGCCAUACAACUCAAACCAAUUAUUGGGCUCCAGCGGUGGUGGUACUAAGGCUUCACCAUAUGUUAUUGCCGUUGCAUCGCACGGUGUCCGAGUCGUCCCACAUUUCAUCAAUGCCGUUAUCUUACUAUCUGUUUUAUCCAUGGCCAACUCCUCCUUCUACUCCAGUGCCCGUAUAUUGUUAACUUUAUCCGAACAAGGCUAUGCCCCCAGAGUUUUUACUUACAUUGACAAAGCUGGUAGACCAUUGAUUGCCAUGGGUGUUUCCGCAUUGUUUGGCGUUAUCGCCUUUUGCGCAGCUUCGCCUAAGGAAGACCAAGUUUUUACUUGGUUAUUAGCUAUUUCCGGUUUAUCUCAACUUUUUACAUGGACUGCUAUUUGUUUGUCCCAUAUUAGGUUUAGAAGAGCUAUGAAGGUUCAAGGUAGAUCCCUGGGUGAAUUGGGCUUCAGAUCCCAAACUGGUGUUUGGGGGUCAACUUAUGCUUGCAUUAUGAUGAUAUUGAUCCUUAUUGGCCAAUUUUGGGUCGCCAUCGCCCCCAUUGGUGAAGGUAAGCUGGAUGCUCAAGCCUUUUUCGAAAACUACUUGGCAAUGCCAAUCUUGAUUGCACUAUACGUCGGUUAUAAAAUAUGGAAAAAGGAUUGGAAGCUGUUCAUUAGGGCUGAUAAGAUUGACUUGAUCUCGCAUAGACAAAUCUUUGAUGAAGAAUUAAUCAAGCAAGAAGACGAAGAAUUUAGGGAACGUUUGAAAAAUGGUCCUUGCUGGAAAAGGGUCGUUGCUUUCUGGUGUUAA
This is a messenger RNA of Saccharomyces mikatae IFO 1815, 1902 nucleotides long. It is a transcript of the gene AGP1, whose product is annotated as amino acid transporter AGP1. Gene Ontology annotation, cellular component: membrane. Gene Ontology annotation, molecular function: amino acid transmembrane transporter activity. NCBI's taxonomy places the organism in Eukaryota, Fungi, Ascomycota, Saccharomycetes, Saccharomycetales, Saccharomycetaceae. The record is from RefSeq and is a predicted model, not a curated record. Bases 1 to 1902 code for a protein of 633 amino acids. The transcript has a single exon. Gene Ontology annotation, biological process: amino acid transmembrane transport.